Messenger RNA from Momordica charantia (bitter melon), 785 nucleotides. RefSeq lists its product as uncharacterized. NCBI's taxonomy places the organism in Eukaryota, Viridiplantae, Streptophyta, Magnoliopsida, Cucurbitales, Cucurbitaceae. The record is from RefSeq and is a predicted model, not a curated record.
AGAAAGUCAAACUAUUGGAACUUGUAUGAUCUAGCUAACGUAGCAUUUGGCAAGCCAAUCUUGACCAUAUGAAAUCCAUAAAGCUGCAGCCUACUCUCCAUAAAUCUCUCACAACCAACCCUCCCCACCUUCCAUUCAGCAGCGCCCCCCAUUUGUUCCUGCUCAGCUUGCUUGUUCUGUUUACUUUACUUGGGUAGCCAUGUUGAGAGCUUUGAGUACACGGAGGUGUCCUCACAGGUACGAGCGACUCGGGGAGGAUCCUACCAUUAGCCUGUUGGAAGGGCGGCUGAAGAGGGCAACCAGUUUGCCUACCCGAGUACUCGGUUCUGCAUCGAGGAAGUCGCCUCUAGAGAUUGUAUUUGCCGAGACUGCUCAAGUGAAACACAGGCAGUCGAAGAAAGCUAGCAGAGGACACCCUCUGUUUAGUUUCUUUGAUUUUCGCCGCAAGAGGAAGACGACGGCGAAGCCUGAAUUUGCAAGGUAUCUAGAGUAUGUGAAGGAGGGAGGGCUGUGGGAUUUGAAGGCAAAUGCUCCUGUAAUUUACUAUAAAUGAUUUAAUUCAUAGUUCUUUCUUCUUCUUCUUCUUCUUCUUCUUCAAGUUUCUACAUGUAGCAUUUGUUCAACCAGAAGGUAAAGAAAUUUGGUUUUAAGUUGUAAGAUGAAGAUUGAAAUUAUCAACAGUCUUCUAUCCGAGUUCUUCCCUUAUCUUGAUUUUGAAUAUGUGACAGAGAUUUGAGUUUUAAAAUAGAGUUGCCUCUGAUAUUACUUUGAUUAGUUAAUUGAGA